ACACUGCUUUCCCACACAUAUGACUUGCUUUCAUACCCUUCACACUCUUCUCCUGUGCAUACUGCCCACUGUCAUAUCCUCCACACUCCUCUCCUGUACAUACUCCCCCACUGUCAUAUCCUCCACACUCCUCUCCUGUGCAUACUGUCCGCUGUCAUAUUCUCCAAACUCCUCUCCUGUAUAUACUGCCUGCUGUCAUAUCCUCCACUCUCCUCUCCUGUAUAUACUGCCCGCUGUCUUAUCCUCCACACUCCUCUCCUGUACAUACUGCCCGUUGUCAUAUCCUCCAAACUCCUCUCCUGUAUAUACAGCCCGCUGUCAUAUCCUCCACUCUCCUCUCCUGUAUAUACUGCCCACUGUCUUAUCCUCCAAACUCCUCUCCUGUACAUACUGCCCACUG
Staurois parvus is the source of this 400-nucleotide messenger RNA. The record is from the annotation of a GenBank genome assembly. NCBI's taxonomy places the organism in Eukaryota, Metazoa, Chordata, Amphibia, Anura, Ranidae.